Messenger RNA from Peniophora sp. CBMAI 1063, 1293 nucleotides. NCBI's taxonomy places the organism in Eukaryota, Fungi, Basidiomycota, Agaricomycetes, Russulales, Peniophoraceae. The record is from the annotation of a GenBank genome assembly.
AUGUCCGCUGCAGAAGAAGGCCGCCCUGAUACUGCCACUGUGCCCCGGUUCAGAUAUCUAUUCGACAGGGGCUCUCCACCUACCGCAUUUUGGCCAUGUCUAGGCGAUUUUGUCGUCCUCACUAUCGAUCCAGUUGCAUCUGUCGGACACUUGGAUGUAGCGGCGAAGCGCGCUGCACGCAAAAUACCCCGGCAUCGUUUCGUGGCAUUAGUGAUGUCGGGUCGCGGGAUUCCCUUGGAGACAAAGCCAUUCACUCAUCAUUCCAUUGCGCUCGUUCGCCGGGAGCUACCCACACUCAAUCAUCCUCCUUGGGACACGCCGGAAAUGUGUUACCCCAUCCUGCCCAACACCCAUCAUCCCACUCGGAGUGAAACCAUCCAGCCUACACACCCGUUCCCCCUCGUCGACUGCUAUAUCGACAUGACAUGGGCCUUUCAGGACCCUAUAGGCUGCCGUAUCACCACGACACCGUGCAACUAUACCUCGGUACUGCGUGUAAUGCCAAGACAGAUUGCUCGCCUGAGCAGAUUGUUCAGCCAGGAGGUGACCCGUGUUGAAGACCUGGAGGAAAGGAUCAGAUAUGGCGACAUAGAGGUCAUUGCAUCCAUCCCUCUUCCUCCAUCCCCGGCAUCGGCUGCUCGCAUACCUCUUCCUGAGUCCCCUACACCUUCGCCCGUGUCCUCGGUGAAGAGAAGCCAAAGGUCUCGUGGCUCUAAAUCGGGCGCGUUGUAUUCUCCUGGUACCCAUGCUGCCUCAGACGAGGUCUCCAUCAUCGGUAGCGACGAUAGCGACUCGUCGUCUAGUAACUACGACAGAGAAAGCGAGGUUGAGAGCGACGCUUUGGACGGCCAGCUAUUCGAGAUGAUGCGAUUCGAAGACAUGGUCAAUGAUACUGGCGACCCGCGUGACCCCGUUGCUGACGUCUCGUAUGAUCUGGACGAUGUGGACGAAGUCACUGACCCCCUCUUGUUCAUCAAAGUUCGAGACCAGCUCCGCAGCAUCAUAGAUGAUGCUGAACUGCGCCUGGGGAUCAGAGACAAGCCUGCGCCCGAACAACCCGCCGCUUCAGAUUCAUCGUCGACUUCAAGCGUGAAUGGGGAACGGCCAGCAAGCAUCUUACCCCCAUCAGAUCGCAAUUUUGUCCAUUCCGAGCAGCAUAUGCACCGGAAUGGACCCGUCGCCAGAUUAUUGGAACGUGGACGUCAAGUCUCGCGCGUCCUCUGGACCAAGUUGCGCCAAUUAACAGCCGUCCGUUGUCACGCUUCAUCUGCGAUGUCGGACGCAGACGAUUGA